AUGGGGAAGCUGAACGCGGUGACGCUGCGCUACCUGAGCCGCGAGCACUUCAGGGUCCUCACGGCGGUGGAGAUGGGCAUGAAGAACCACGAGAUCGUCCCCGCGAGCCUAGUGGCCACCAUCGCCAGCCUGAAGCACGGCGGCUGCAACAAGACGCUGCGGGAGCUGGCCAAGCACAAGCUGGUGGCCUACGAGCGCACCAAGGCCGUGCAGGGCUACCGGCUCACCAACGCCGGGUACGACUACCUCGCCCUGAAGGCGCUGUCUUCCCGGCAAGUCAUCGCUUCCAUUGGGAACCAGAUGGGCGUCGGGAAAGAAUCAGAUAUUUAUAUAGUUGCAAAUGAAGAGGAGCAGCAGUUUGCACUGAAGCUGCACAGGCUUGGAAGAACUUCCUUUCGCAACCUUAAAAAUAAACGUGACUACCACAAGCACAGGCAUAAAAUGUCAUGGCUGUAUCUGUCCCGGCUAGCAGCAAUGAAGGAGUUUGCCUACAUGAAGGCCUUGCAUGACAGAAAGUUUCCCGUUCCCAAACCUGUAGACUACAACAGGCAUGCAGUAGUUAUGGAACUUAUUAGUGGUUAUCCCUUGUGCCAAGUGCGACAAUUGGAAGAUCCUGCCUCUGUCUACAGUGAAUUAAUGGAUCUAAUUGUAAAACUUGCCAAUCAUGGUUUGAUCCAUGGUGAUUUCAAUGAGUUUAAUCUCAUAUUAGAUGAUGAUGACCGUGUCACCAUGAUUGAUUUCCCUCAGAUGAUAUCAACAUCACAUCCAAAUGCUGAAUGGUAUUUUGAUAGAGAUGUUAAAUGUAUUAAAGAAUUCUUCAAGAAACGUUUCAGCUAUGAGAGUGAACUCUUUCCAACGUUCCAGGAUAUCAGGAGAGAGUGUUCUCUUGACAUCGAGAUUGCUGCCAGUGGCUACACAAAAGAAAUGCAGGAAGAUGAUGAACUGCUUUACCCAGCAGGUCCUGAUGAGGAGGAUCAUAAAACAAGCACAUCAGAACUUGUAGAAGAUCCUGAGUCUACACGCAGCCUUCCCAUCUCAGAUAAAGAUGACGGUGGAGACGUGAAUGAAGUGGAUGAUUUCUCUGAAAGCAGCUCCUCUAAAGGCUUGAUGAAUUGCAGUGAAGAGGCUGAUAUGACUGAAAGUACUGAAAAUACACAGAGGCUGAGUAUGUCCGAGUUGAGGUCUGCCUUAGAACAAGUUGAAGGGCAGCCAACCCUUUGGAACACAAAUAAUGAUGCAGAGAGUGCUGUAAUUGCUUUCACUGAGGACAAAACAGGAACUGAAAAUGCGGCUGAAGUUGAAAAUCAGACAGGUCCAGGAGAAGGCCCUGAUGACAAGGACAAUGAAGACGAAUGCCCUGAUCUGAUUGACUUGUCAACAUUAAACAAGCAAUUCAGGCCUUACAGAAAUGAAGAGAGUAUGAGUCACAUUAAUGAGCACAGAACCCGGACUAAAAGCAUCUCAUCGGUCAGCAGUGUCGGGGCCUGUUCAACCAUUCCACCAGAACUGGUGAAACAGAAGAUAAAACGUCAGCUGACCAAGCAACAGAAGGCUGCUCUGAGGCGGCGGCUGCAGAAAGGAGAGGCCAAUAUUUACACCAAACAGCGUCGAGAAAACAUGCAAAACAUUAAGUCCAGUUUGGAUGCGGCCAGUUUCUGGGGAUAACCCAUGAAAAUUUCCUUUAGAACAUCACAUAUCAUACACGUUUGAAAAAUCAUAUUUUGGAGCAAUAGCCCUUUUAUACAAUGGAAUGUUAUUUUCCAAA
Nothoprocta perdicaria is the source of this 1765-nucleotide messenger RNA. It is a transcript of the gene RIOK2, whose product is annotated as RIO kinase 2. Bases 1 to 1665 code for a protein of 554 amino acids. The transcript is spliced from 10 exons. Lineage: Eukaryota; Metazoa; Chordata; Aves; Tinamiformes; Tinamidae. Gene Ontology annotation, biological process: protein phosphorylation; maturation of SSU-rRNA. Gene Ontology annotation, molecular function: ATP binding; protein serine/threonine kinase activity. The record is from RefSeq and is a predicted model, not a curated record. Gene Ontology annotation, cellular component: preribosome, small subunit precursor; cytosol; nucleus.